Molecule: messenger RNA, 1802 nt
Organism: Drosophila obscura
Lineage: Eukaryota; Metazoa; Arthropoda; Insecta; Diptera; Drosophilidae
Exons: 2
Coding region: 157-1617 (486 amino acids)
Source: RefSeq, a predicted model, not a curated record
UUUGCACGCAAACAAAAUUGUUUGGUUGUUUGUUGUUUUUUAAAUGAUGCUGUGCCGUGGAGGAACAAGAGUGUGAAGAUAGUUUUCCACUUUUAAAGGACACAGCUAAACAUUUUCAUAACGAUUCCGAGCAGCAGGUAGUCAAAACUUCAGAAGAUGCAGAGCUGCCAGGGGCUGAGCAAGAUCUCUUUGAAACAUUUGUUUGAUUUUAGAGUGGAGCACUUCAAGAUCAUCAAGGGUCCGAAUGGUCAUCACUUGGCCAGUAAAUGCCAGGAAGAGAUUAAGAAAAAGUUACCUGCGUCCUCAUACGAGGACGUAAUGGCAUGGGUUGGCAGCUGGAUAACACGGCUAAAUGGGGAGAAUACAGUUCCUCCGAAAACAGCAUUGGUGCAGCAGGCUGACAGUGUAAUUGAGACUCGUCCUGCCAAGCAACCAGCAACCGAAGCAGCCCCAGACCAACCUCCGCCAUUCGUGAUUGACCUCUGUAGUGAUGAAGAUGAACCUGCAGAGACUUGCCAAAGUCUAGACAGUUUACUUGACAGCGAAUACAUUCAAUCAAAAGCAGCCUCGUUAAUCAUCCAUGAUGACGAGCUGGGCGAUAUAAAUCUAAAGGACUACGCGGACCACAUUGAUGGAAAGAUUGAUGUAGAAACUCUAAAGCAGCGUGUCGCUAAGAAAAAGAUUGCUAAAAGAUUCAGCCAGACUUCAAUAAAGCAGUAUGCGAAAAAAUUGAAGUUUCGAUUGAAGCCGAGAGUAAUCCGACCAAAACCGACAGCCAAAGAAGUCGAGAUCACUGGCAAGAUACAAAAAGGACCUAACGGAUCAGAACUAAAAUCAAAACAAGACAAGAACACCACUGGCAGGGCGCCAGACGAGCCCACCACAGAAGUACGCACUGGCCGAGUAAAGCUGAAAGCCAACGAAGACAGAAGCAUCGUCAAAGGCAAGGCUCAAUAUGAACCCACCAAGACAGUCUGCACCGAAAGAUCAAAUCUGAAAUCCAACGAAGUGAGGAUCAGCAUCACCCAUGGCAAGGCACCAGAGGAACCCACCACAGAAGAACGCACUGGCCGAGUAAAGCUGAUAGCCAACGAAGUCAGAAGCACCAUCACCAUCAGAAGCAAGGCACCAGAUGGACCUAGCAAGACAGUCUGCGCCGAAAGAUCAAAUCUAAAAUCCAACGAGAGGAUCAGCAUCACCGCUGACAAGGUUCAGGAUACGCCCACCAUAAGAGUACGCAAUGACCUUGUACUAAAUGGUAAUGUUCUGGCACCACUUGAAAAUACUCUGAUAGUUGAUGGGCCUGUAAACCAACCUGCAAAAUCUAAAGACUCCACAAGCUCAGCUGGCAAUCGAAAGCGAAAAGAAUGCGAAACAACAACAGAAGAUGGUCAGGGUAUGGCCAAAAGGCAAUCAAUUCAGUUAACUCGUACCAACCCAAGUGUGUAUCUUCAAUUGCCAACAAUCCAACUGCUCCUAGACGAGGUGGCACACUUCUCGGUUGGCCAAGGAAAUUCCCAAGCGCUGAUGCUCAUUAACCAGCUACGUCACAGCCUCCAGACAAGAGAGCAAAUGAUCUGGAAUGCAGCGAAUCUCCAUAACUUUUCGCUCGAUUAACAAAAGUCGCUGGAACGGCUGGGAAGAACUAUUCGUUCGUUCGUUCGUCUGGGAUAGCGUCGGAAUUAACGUGUUUUGUUUUUAAUCGAGCCUACGAUGUUUAUUUGUAGAGAAUAAGGAAUUUAUUUGUGGGCUUAAAGACUACGCUACGCCAUGUGUGCCCUUUUGAGGCUUUAUUAUAUGUA